Molecule: messenger RNA, 2697 nt
Organism: Brienomyrus brachyistius
Lineage: Eukaryota; Metazoa; Chordata; Actinopteri; Osteoglossiformes; Mormyridae
Product: leucine rich adaptor protein 1-like
Exons: 2
Coding region: 480-1067 (195 amino acids)
Biological process (GO): positive regulation of canonical NF-kappaB signal transduction
Source: RefSeq, a predicted model, not a curated record
UGUGCGGCCGUGUAGUUCCAGAUCACGAAAAGCACUAUAAACGUAAAAUUUGCCGUGAUGUCCGUCAAUGGAAUACCGAGGGGUACUUUUAUUCGUUGUAUUACGGGAAAGGGGCGGAGCCAGCCUAAUCCACCUGUCUGAUGGGUGUAAAGUUUCCACUGGGAAGCUCCGGACGUUCAAGCGGCUUCCACUGGGCAGGAUAAGAUACAUAAUAUCCCGCUGGUUCAGGACGUGACAUUAUUCUAUAUCUUUGUUUUGUUCAUUUGCUUCAGCCAGAACGAUUCCAUCUGUUAUGGAUACUUCAUGGCGUUCUGCGAUUUUAUAGUAUUGCUCUGGAAAUUUGGGGACUGGGUGUAGAUCGCUUUGGAUGUGCGCUCGCUAACAAAGAAAGGAGCGCAUCUGGAGCGCGGCGAGUUCAGUGCGGGCGGGCGGCUGAUGCGCCGAGGCCGCCUUAUCGGACACGCUCAGCCGGCCGCAGAAUGGAGGAAGAUCACGUCCUGCCCGAUUUCAGAGAUAUCGAGAGCAAGUUAGGACGCAAAGUUCCCGAAAUCCUGAUCCAGUCACUGAUGGAGGGUUUCCAGAAAACCAAAGAGGAGAGGAAGCCGCCCGAUCCCGUCAAGCAGGGAAACUCCGGUGAUCUGAAGCGCCUGGAGAGCAAAAUGCUGCUUUUAAAGCAAGAAAUGGCGCACCUCCGAGCCAUCGAUGGCAAGCUGAUGCAGCAGCUACUCACCAUCAACGAGGGCAUCGAGUCGAUCCGGUGGGCCAUGGAGGAGAAGGCGGUGUUGGCCAGCCACGACGGCAGUCAGUUCAGCCUGUGCAGCCUGUCGGAGAGCCCGGACGCGUCGCCGCACGGCAGCUACAGCAGUCUGCUGGACACCAGCGACGGUCUGGAUACCAUCUCUGUGGGCAGCUACCUGGACACACUGGCGGAGGACACACCCGACCACGCCUCACCCUCAGACCUGGAGUUCCUCUCCGACGGAGGCACUGGGGAGGUGGGCUUGAAGGACCGUGCGCUUCGUAGGGAGCUCCGGGUCGAUGGCGAUGAAUACUACUGUUUCGGGUGAGGGGGAGGUAAAGAGGUACUCGCCUCGCGCGAGUACUGAGAAACGCAUCAGCUCCGUGCUUUCGGACGCCUGCGGUGUCGGCCGACGUUAUCAGGGAACUGCUGCUGCUACUGCUGCUGCUUCUCAGGAUGGGGAAACGUCACACCAGGGUUCGGAAGGACUGGAAAACACAAGCCACUGCCUCGGUGUGCCAGUCGAGGCACAAAGCCGAACAGCAACCCUGCUCCAAAGAGCUUCUUUUUAUGGCAAAAACAAUCAUCCAGUUAGAUGGGGUUCGGGGAAAUGAAAGGAUCUUACGGGUUUGAGUAGGAUAGCGUUUUACUCCAAAGACCGUUUAGGUACCUCGCAAGCUGAUUAAUUAUUUACAAAAGCGGGUUGAGGGAGGAAUUACGUGACAUUCACACUAACAAUCUCCAUUUUGUGGGGUGCAUUUUAGAGAAGCUUUGGAUCUCUGUGUGUUUUUAUUAACUGGGCUAUAUGUGUUAGCCUGAUGAUGAUGAUAAUGAUGAUGAUGAUGAUGAUGAUGAUGUAGCAUCUGUGCUAAAGUGCAAUUAACUUUACAGUAUGUCUACUAAGUGGUACAAAACUCAUUUUAAAACAAAUGUAUCUGCUGAUCAGAUGGAUAGUUUUUUAAAAAAUAUUAUUUUGUUAAUCCCGAUUGAGGAAUCUCUCAAAGUGAAAUUUAAAACGUGAAGUUAGAAUAACGGCAAGAUCCAUGGUAAGAAGUGCCCAAGUGACCAUCUGAGCUGCUUGUGCUGUGCUGACGCUCCCUGGAGCGGAGAGCCUGAAGGUAGACAGGAAACAGCACAUGGCAACCAAAGGCCGAAGUGCAUCACAGCGCAAUGUUCCAUUCCGUUGGAAAACUAAACAAAAAUUAGCCCUAAAUUAAAGGGCACCCUGUAAUCGAGGAAGUGAGCUCCGGAGAGCAUGGAAAUUGCGAUCCUGGCUGUAUAGACUCGCUUGCUGCACAGUUUACUCUUAAAUCCUCAAACAGCAACAAACUAACAUUGCUUUGGUUUUACCUAAUCAGACUUGAUCAGCACUCGCCCAGAGUGAGUCUUAACUCCUGGACUUUUGUCCAGUGGGGAUAAUUGACCUUAGUUUCUUAUUUAAUGUACAGUUAAAGCUUUCCUUGUAAGACUACAAAUACACUUUAAUAGGAGUGCGAAAUCAGAGCGAGGUUUACGGUAUAUGACUUCCGCGGUUGAUACAGAUGGUGAGUUUUCACAUUUCACAUUAUUUUUCUUUUAUUAACUGUCAGAGUGUUAAUGUGUUGAUUGUCAUUGUGCCUCCUGUGUAAUUGGUUGUUCUUAAUUUAUUGUUUGAAUUAUUUUUUAACUCAUCGGGGCAAUAAAAGAUUAGUCCCUUUUUAACCAAUAAAUAAUAUAUUCUGUAUGUUUUUUUUCUGGAAUGUUCUUUGGCUCUGUAACAGGAUGGGCAGGUAGAUUUUUGUCACACUUCCAGUGACCGGUGCCAUAAAUCCUGAAUCACACCCCCUAGGACCAGUCCUCUGUGACUUCUUUCAUUCUCACUUCUGCCCGUUUAAGGCUGACAUGUCAUCCUGCAUUAUAAGGUCGUUCUCAAGUCGGUGGACCUACCCAGGUUUCAAAAUUAAAAUGCUUAAUUCUCA